Messenger RNA from Myxocyprinus asiaticus (Chinese sucker), 1656 nucleotides. RefSeq names its product LIM/homeobox protein Lhx8-like. Bases 147 to 974 code for a protein of 275 amino acids. Gene Ontology annotation, biological process: neuron differentiation; regulation of transcription by RNA polymerase II; forebrain neuron development. The transcript is spliced from 7 exons. Gene Ontology annotation, molecular function: RNA polymerase II transcription regulatory region sequence-specific DNA binding; DNA-binding transcription factor activity, RNA polymerase II-specific. The record is from RefSeq and is a predicted model, not a curated record. Lineage: Eukaryota; Metazoa; Chordata; Actinopteri; Cypriniformes; Catostomidae. Gene Ontology annotation, cellular component: nucleus.
CUGCCGUGCAGACGCACAGUGAGGUUACCAUGGGAAAAAAAAUGACGAGUGGCCGUUAAUGGUUCGCUCGAGCGCGGAAGUUAAAAGGCGGCGGAGUUGACGAGCGCUCGCGACUCGUGUGUGUGUGUAUUUGUGUUGUGCUCGUCAUGCCUGGAGAUUCAGUCCUCUGCACACCUCGCGCCACACGAGCGCCUCCGGAAACAAACGAAGAGGCUAAAACUCAGGAGCUGUUUGAAGAAGUAUCGUGUUCGUCGUCGUCGUCUCUGUCGCCCAGCUCUUCACCUCAUGCCAUGACAGAAAAAGCCAUCUGUACCAGCUGUGGCACUGAGAUAGUCGACAAAUAUCUGCUCAAGGUGAACGACAUGUGCUGGCACGUGAGAUGCCUGUCGUGCAGCGUGUGCCAAACAUCUCUGGGCAGACACAUCAGCUGUUAUAUAAAAGAGAGAGAGAUAUUCUGCAAAUUGGAUUACUUCAGGAAAUACGGGACACGUUGCGCUCAUUGUGGCAGGAACAUACAUUCUAAUGACUGGGUCCGUAGAGCAAAAGGGAACACCUACCACCUGGCUUGUUUCGCCUGUUUCUCCUGUAAGAGACAGCUGUCCACAGGAGAAGAGUUUGCCUUGGUGGAUGAGAGAGUUCUGUGUCGAGUGCACUAUGAUUGCAUGCUGGACAACCUGAAACGGGCCAUGGAGAAUGGAAAAGGAGUGAAUGUUGAGAGAGCUGUUCCCUCGGAGCAGGAAGUGAAUCAACCUAAGCCGGCCAAGAGGGCACGCACCAGUUUCACAGCUGACCAGCUUCAGGUAAUGCAAGCCCAGUUUGCUCAGGACAACAAUCCAGAUGCCCAGACUUUACAAAAGUUGGCAGAAAGAACCGGUCUUAGCCGGAGGGUUAUUCAGUUGGGAAUUGGGCAUUCCAAAUGUGCUUUAAGUCCUCGUGGUGGCGUAGUUAUUCGCCUCAAUCCGGGUGGCGGAUGAUGAAUCUCAGUUGCCUCCGCGUCUGAGACCGUCAGGCACUAUCACGUGUUUUAUCACGUGGCUUGUUGAGCGUGUUACCGCGGUGACCUAGCGUGUGUGGAGGUUUCAUGCUAUUCUCCGCGCCAUCCACACACCACGGGCCCCACUGAGAGCGAGAACCACAUUAUAGCGACCACGAGGAGGUUAACCCAGCGUGACUGUACCUACCCUAGCAACCGGGCCAAUUUGGUUGCUUGGGAAGCCUGACUGGAGUCACUCAGCAUGCCCUGGAUUCGAACUUGCGACUCCGGGUGUGGUAGUCAGCGUCUUUACUUGCGGAGAUACCCAGGCCCCCUAAAGUGCAGAAUGUUAUAGUUUGGUACAAAUACGAAAAUGCAAGCAGAGGUGUUUUUUUUUCUCUUUGCCAUCAAAUGCCUAAAAGGACACUCCAAGAUUGCACAAGUUUUCAAUCUCGGAUGAAGACCCUCCAUUAUGUGUCUCAUGCCAGAAGCAUAUUUGAUUGGAUUGUCAUUCCUAAAUCAGUUUGUUUUAUUUUACAUCUAAAUGGAUUUUAUAUAUAUAUAUAUAUAUUUUUUUUUUUUUUAAAUUGCUAUACUUGCGUGUUUUAACUUGUUUAUCACCAUAAAAAUAGCCAUGGAAGCUGGCAAGGUGUUAAAUCACUAUCUAACAAUCAUCUGUCUGC